Molecule: messenger RNA, 1797 nt
Organism: Malania oleifera
Lineage: Eukaryota; Viridiplantae; Streptophyta; Magnoliopsida; Santalales; Ximeniaceae
Product: seipin-1
Exons: 3
Coding region: 71-1306 (411 amino acids)
Biological process (GO): lipid droplet organization; lipid storage
Cellular component (GO): endoplasmic reticulum membrane
Source: RefSeq, a predicted model, not a curated record
ACCAACACAAAAUCCUGUCUCUCUCUCUCUCUCUCUCUGCACAUUUCACACAGCCAAAAUCAAAUCCCCCAUGGAGGAAGAACAAGAAGACCACUUCACAGCUCUAAAACCAUCUCCCCUGUUGUUAACAAACCUAAUCUCUUUCCUAUCAGACACCAUCUACGCCUUCUUAUUCGCUCUCUCCUUACCCUUCUUCUCUCUCCUCUCCAUGGCUUCCCACUCCAUUCGCCGAGCCCAUGACGCUGGAAUAAACCUCCGGUCGGCGGCCGCUCGAGCCCCUAUUGCCGCUGCCGGAGGCGGCGCCCGCCUGCUGCGGCGGUUGGGGCUGGGGUUUAUGGGGGCGGCGUACGUGUUGGUCCUUCUGCUGAUGCUCUUGGUCCUGGCGGCUGCUUUUGGCGUUGGGGUGGUGCGGCUAGGGGUGGAGGAGCCCCUGCAUGUGAGGGAGAGGCUUAUGUUUGAUUACACAGAUAUCAAUCCAAACGCGGUCUUAUCAUUUUCUGGGUAUGGAGGAAUGAAGAUGAGGAAUAAGAAGAUAGCUGUCCCAGUUGGGCGCACUUUCUGUGUUUCUGUGGUUCUUUUAAUGCCCGAGCCUAAUCAUAACAGGGGCCUUGGGAUGUUUCAGAUGAUGGCAGAACUCUUGUCAAAAGAUGGAAAUGUAAUAGCAAGAUCAGGCCAACCAUGCAUGCUGCGAUUUAGAAGCCUCCCAAUACGGCUCUUACGGACAUUUCUUAUGGGCAUACCUUUAUUACUAGGAAUCACAAGUGAAACCCAGAAGAUUACUGUUCAGAUACUGAAGUACAAGGAAGGUGUCCCAAGAACUGAAGCCAUCAGAAUAACAAUGAUUCCACGGGCGGGAACGUGUUCUCCUCCACAGCUAUACGACGCAGAAAUCAUCAUCAACUCUAAGCUACCUUGGAAAAAACAACUACUGAACAGUUGGAAAUGGACAUUUUAUGUGUGUGCAUCGUUGUAUGUUUACAUUAUGCUCCUUAUUUUACUUGUUUGUUGCUUCAGAUCUCUCAUCUUCCCCAUGAGAUUAGCUUACAGCCGUCAUAGUGAGCAAAGUUUUACCAAAGAAAUACCGAAGGAACCCGAACUUGUACUUGGAGAAGAAAGGGACAUUUCAGAGGCAUUGAGAAGAUGGCAACGACGUAGGACCAAGAGAAGAGCAAUUCCCUUGCACGGGAUUUCUACAGGAACUGAUGGCUCAUCUACCUCGUGCAUUAGCAUGACCAGAGAGGAUGGGAGUUCCUCCAUCGUAGAAGAAUAUGUAAGGGACUCAGAGUCGGUGUGUUUAGGAAGAUGAAUUGAUUUGGUUGUUUGUGGUGGUACAGUAUUGCAAUCUGCAUCAGUUUUUAGUGGGGAAAAUUUGGAAUCCUAUGGUAAUUUAUGCACAUGAACAUAAGACAUGUAUAUAUAUUUGGUUAUCUAGGUCUAGAUGGUUUUCUAAAAUCAUACUGAUAUGGAUGUUCUUAACCUAUAGACCACAUGCAUGUAUGGGCUUGUUUUAAGAGUUCUGGCAGUUCUCCCAGAUGCAAAUAUUUGCUGCAAAAUGAGUUGAAGCUGGCAAAAAGCAGGGUCAUGGUAUACCGAUUCUGACUUGAGUUGAUGGGGGGUAGUGAAUGAAGUUUUGUCCACUGUCGUUUUUUAGGCGUGACUGAAUCACAAUUCAAGUCAUUGCAACAAUCCCCAAAAAGAAAAGGAGCAGAAAAUAUCAAAGACUAAAAGGCAAUGAGCAUAACCAUAAAAUUUGGGUAUGCCAAAUAAUGAAGUAAAGCUCUAUGUUAGGUCUUGUGU